Punica granatum (pomegranate) is the source of this 1413-nucleotide messenger RNA. NCBI's taxonomy places the organism in Eukaryota, Viridiplantae, Streptophyta, Magnoliopsida, Myrtales, Lythraceae. The record is from RefSeq and is a predicted model, not a curated record.
CUUCUCAGUGCUAACAAUACAUCCCAAAAUUGAAGAAUUUUGAGCUGAGGUCUCUCCAAUGGCUAGUUCUUGGCUCACUCCAACUAGGUGGCUGUUGGUGAUUUUUUGUCUAGCCUUGUCAAGGAGAGAUCUCGGGCCUCAUGCUGUUGAGGCAGCUCGAGCCUUCUUCGUGUUUGGAGAUUCUCUGGUCGAUAACGGGAACAACAACUACUUGGCAACAACUGCCCGCGCGGACUCACCACCUUAUGGGAUCGACUACCCCACACACAUGCCCACAGGCCGAUUCUCCAACGGCUUCAACAUUCCAGACUUUAUCAGUCAGAGUCUUGGCUCAGAGCCCACAUUGCCAUAUCUGAGCCCUGAGCUCAGAGGGCAAACGCUGCUUGUCGGUGCAAACUUUGCUUCUGCUGGCAUUGGAAUUCUGAAUGACACCGGAGUCCAAUUCGUGAACAUCAUAAGAAUGUACAGGCAGUACGAGUAUUUCAAGGAGUAUCAGAGACGUGUCAGCGCUCUGAUCGGACAGCAGCGAACCAAGAGGCUGGUGAACCAGGCGUUGGUCUUGAUCACCGUGGGGGGCAAUGACUUCGUGAACAACUAUUAUUUGGUGCCUUUCUCUGCUCGAUCUCGCCAGUAUGCUCUCCCGGAUUACGUCAAGUUCCUCAUCUCUGAGUACCGAAAGCUCCUAAUGUUCUUAAUAUCUGCAGAGAUUGUACGAUCUUGGGGCGCGGAGGGUCCUAGUGACGGGCACUGGGCCGUUGGGCUGCGUCCCAGCAGAGCUGGCCAUGCGAGGUGGCAGGAACGGCCAAUGUGCCCCCGAACUUCAACGGGCUGCAACGCUCUUCAAUCCGCAGCUCACUCAGAUGUUGAAGCAACUCAACAACGAGUACCGCUCGGAUGUCUUCAUCGCGGCCAAUACCCAGUUAAUGAACGGCGACUUCAUCAGCAAUCCUCGAGCAUUCGGUUUCGUCACGUCCAAGGUAGCGUGUUGUGGCCAAGGACCUUAUAAUGGUCUCGGACUAUGCACAGUAGCUUCGAAUCUAUGCCCUAACAGGGACCAGUAUGCUUUCUGGGACCCUUUCCAUCCGUCCGAAAAGGCAAACGGAAUCAUUGUGCAGCGGAUGUUAACCGGCUCGACAGAGUACAUGAACCCAAUGAACCUUAGCACCAUCAUAGCCCUAGACUCCAAGCUCGCGGAUCACGCCUGAAGUUUUCUAUGAAUAUAGAUAUAUUGAUUAAUUUCGAUUCCGUGUGCUUCCCCAAAUUCUCAUGCCUAUCACCACAUUUUUAAAGCAAAAUAUGGAUUUGAUUUUUUCUAUGAGGAUGUAAAAUAAAGUUACUGAAGCAUUUGAUUAAUUAUACGUACCGCAAUGUUGUAUGAUUUAGUAAUAAAUGCGUGUGUUUAAUUUGUUUUGA